AUGAUCAAAACGAACAGCGGCAAGCAGGAGGACUUCCAGAUCGUGUCGCUCUUGCUGGAAAUGCAAUUGAAUUUGGAGAGCAGCAGUGAUGCUCGCCCAGGCGAUACAAUCGAGAACCCCAUCAUUCUUAAUGACAGCGGAGCAGAUAACUCCUGUACAUCUGAUCCAACAAGAUCGCUCAGUUCUUCUUCUACUGGCAAUGUUGGGGAUGCUUUGGUCUAUGGUGAUAUCACCAAUAAUGACCAUUCUCUCGAAGAGUACUACGAGUGCAAAAUUUGCUUUUGCAAAAUAGUCGACCUUGUUCUAGGCUGUGGUCACCCAUAUUGCUACAGUUGUUUCAACAGAUUCUUCCAUGAGGUUGCUCUUCGGACUACCGACCAUGAUGAAGAAGCUGCCCUAGCAGACUUCGAAGGCCAUGAGUCGACAGGUGAUGGCCUUGAAUACAAUAGAUCUGAUAAAUCCGAGGAAGAAGAAUGGUGGAGGGAAGAUGAGAGCGAAGAUUCGGAUCGUGAACAGGACAUUGAGGAGCACGAGUAUACUACCCCCGGUGACGCGGAACGAACGGUGAAGAUUUGGCUUUUUUUGUCUAAUGACGGAAUGAGCCAGUCCAGGUGGAUGAAAAACUUUGUGGCCGAAUGCACUUGUGAUGGCGUCGUUGUCGCCACCGCUCUAGCCCGGUAUAUUCAUCGAGAGGGUAUGCGCAAUGAAUUCUGGGAAAAAAUGGAAGAGCCCAGCGAGGAAACGUGCGAUGUGGCCUUCCAUGUCUUUGAUCGAUAUGGAACAGUUUCAAGUGGGGGGAAGGCUAUGCGACGCCCGGAAGUGGCUGGCUGA
Messenger RNA from Aspergillus tanneri, 831 nucleotides. Its product is annotated as RING finger protein. The transcript is spliced from 5 exons. The coding region runs from base 1 to 831 and encodes 276 amino acids. NCBI's taxonomy places the organism in Eukaryota, Fungi, Ascomycota, Eurotiomycetes, Eurotiales, Aspergillaceae. The record is from RefSeq and is a predicted model, not a curated record.